Messenger RNA from Pyricularia oryzae 70-15, 1274 nucleotides. RefSeq lists its product as uncharacterized. Bases 176 to 1030 code for a protein of 284 amino acids. Gene Ontology annotation, cellular component: Mis6-Sim4 complex. The record is from RefSeq and is a predicted model, not a curated record. Lineage: Eukaryota; Fungi; Ascomycota; Sordariomycetes; Magnaporthales; Pyriculariaceae. The transcript has 3 exons.
UGUCGUCAUUUCACCAUAGAGCUUCAACAGAAGCAGCCUCAAAUGCUAUGCAGCAACGGCCCCAUACCAAAUUAAAAGUACAGGGCGAAUCGGUUUAAAUUUAUCCAUGGGAAUUAACACACUUAAUUCUUGAUAAACGGCCCAGCCAUUGGCCGACUUGAUUGAAAUCUCCACAAUGUCUUCAGCAGCACCGCCUACAAUCCUCACACUCAAACAGGAGUUGAUAGCGGAGCAGGUGCGGUUACUAUCUCAACCGUUGGCCCCAUCACGCGCCUGGCGUGCGGGAAACAAUGCAUCCGCUCAGGCGGCAGGCGAUAACGGCGGAAGCGCCGCGGGAGCCACGAUCCCCGAGAGGGCCGUGGAGGCCGCCAUGGUGCGUGUCAACCACCGGCUGCACCAGCAUGUGAACCGCGUUUACGCGUCUGCCGCCACGCGACAUGUGGCCGAGCAGCUGGAACAGCUCUAUCUGAUUGAGCGAGAGCGGGCGACAGAGCUUCACCCUGAAGGAAAUGAGCUGCAGGCCAUGGGAAUAUCGAGCAGCACGGAUUUUGCUGAUGCAAAAACAAUAUCGGCACUUCCUGAAAAUUGGCCCUUGGAAAAGGAUGCAGAAACGUAUCCCGUGGAGGUCAAGCGAUUCGCUGAAUUGGCUGAAAGUUUAAAGGAGCUGUCUGUCGAGCGCGAAGCUCUGUUGUUGCGUGUGCGGCGAUUGCGUGCCUUGCGCGACGGCCUGGCGCCUUUUCAAGCCAGCACCGAUGAUACAGUUGAUGAUAACGCUGCAGCUGCUCAUGUCCAAAGGCACCUGGUUACCAAAAAUGGCGAACUGGAGCAGGAACUGGAGCGUACUAGAAUCCUGAUGGCCCGCGUAGGGGGUCGCGUGGCACGGCUCAUACAGAAAGAGUCUCAGAAUAAGGCUUCGACAGUUGGAUCAAACGAUGAAGAUAGUCUCUUCGAGGACCGCGAAGACAGCGUACCAGUCGCAUUGGAGGAAGACGCGAGGAGGAAGGUUAACGACUUGCUGGAUCGGUUCUGAUUCUGGACACCAGUGCCUUCGUUGAGAGUGUCCCCACUUCCAUGACACGUUAUUGAUAGAAUUGCAGUAUAACGCUGCUAUUCAAAGUCGCAGCAGAGCUGCCAAUGAUACCCCCUUUCUUUUCGCAUCCAAUAUCCUUGAUUACAGCUCACGCGUUAUUGUUCGUUCAACCAAUAUACCCACCCUUCUUCUCUGUGUUCAAACUGCCGACGUCACUGCUCAAGAAUGCCAGCGCAAUCCUGGU